Paraglomus brasilianum is the source of this 471-nucleotide messenger RNA. Lineage: Eukaryota; Fungi; Glomeromycota; Glomeromycetes; Paraglomerales; Paraglomeraceae. The record is from the annotation of a GenBank genome assembly.
AUGUUACAUCUCCUAUUCGACGUCUUGAAUCUUACGUUGUGGCCGGUUGAUGAUGCAACCUUUCGGUUUGACCUCCCUGUGAAUGAGCUGGAACAUCAUCUGCCAGCUGACUACUUCCGCGAGAUCCAACUGCCUGAGUCACAUUCCAUUAUAAAGCCCUCUUUCGAGUUUCAUGGUGAUAUCCAGCAUCAUGUGCUAAAAAUUUUAAACCCGAAAAAGAAGGUGGCUCUGAAGAUGGACUCCACGGUCGCGCAGGACAAAUUUCCAGGGGCGGAACUGGCUUGCACCAUUAUGAAUACCGACGAGUCACCCGAAAACAGUAAGAAAGAAGGCGGCGAUAUACCGUUUAUCAUUGCCAUUGCAGUGGCUCAUGAUAUAGUUUCAUUUAACAAACUUAAUCGUGCAUGUCAGCUGACCAAUGAAAUGGAAAACUUACAUCUUCAAAUGGAGAUGGCUCAAUCGGUUUAUUGA